Molecule: messenger RNA, 942 nt
Organism: Castor canadensis (American beaver)
Lineage: Eukaryota; Metazoa; Chordata; Mammalia; Rodentia; Castoridae
Source: RefSeq, a predicted model, not a curated record
AUGGAGGAAAGUCGAUACUCAGGGUUCUUUGAGCCUUCCAGGAAACAGCGGUGCUGCAGGCUGAGGACACAGCUCGCACUGUUGGGACUGCUGACAGCGGCACUGUGGGCUGGACUGCUGUCCCUGCUACUUCUUUGGCACUGGGACACGGUGCAGAAUCUGAAACAACUGGAAGAUACUGCUGCCCGGACAGUCUCUCAAGUUUCCAAGGACUUGCAAAGGUAUCAGAGUGACCAGCUGGCCCAGAAAUCCCAGGCUGCUCAGAUGUCGCAGAACCUGGAAGAACUCCAGGCUGAACAGAAGGAACUGAAAUCUCAAGACUCCCACCUCUCCUGGACCCUGAACAGACUACUAGAGGACCUAACCCACGCCAAGUCGCAGAGCUUGAACGAGAGGCACACAGCCUUCAAUUCACUGAAGAGACUCUGGGAAGAGGUGGCAAAGCUGUGGAUGGAAAUUCAGGUGUCAAAGGGCUCCGCAUGUAACACGUGCCCCAAGCAGUGGCUCAACUUCCAACAGAAGUGCUACUAUUUUGGCAAGAGUGCCAAGCAGUGGAUCCAGGCCCUUGCCUGCAGUGACCUGGAAGGGCGGCUGGUCAGCAUCCACAGCCAGGAGGAGCAGGACUUCCUGACCAAACAUGCCAACAAGAAGGGCUCCUGGAUUGGCCUUCGGGACCUGGAUGUGGAGGGGAAGUUCAUCUGGAUGGAUGGGACCCCCGUGGACUACAGUAACUGGCACCCCGGGGAGCCCAACAACGAGGGCCAAGGCGAGGACUGCGUGAUGAUGCAGGGGUCGGGGCAGUGGAACGACGCCUUCUGCCGCAGCCAGCUGGAUGCCUGGGUAUGUGAGCAGCUGGCCACGUGCAGUCCAUCUGCCCCCUCGGCCUCUGCAGAACCUGCUCUGACACAUGGACCCGGACUGCCAUCUUCUACCCCUUCCUGA